GACAUGAGCGCCCGGCGGCCCGACGCACCCAAGGCGCAGCGGCCCGGUCCCGUGGCCCCGUAAUGGGCUCCUGCGUGUCGCGAGAUCUGUUCACAAGUGCCCACAAGGACUGCCCCAUGCCCCAGGGCACAGACCCCCUGAACCCAGACCUGCCUUCCAGCCACCCACCCACCGUUGCUCCAGACCAUGUCAUUGGCAAGGACAAACAGAUGGACUUCUGUUGGGAUCCUUGGCAGAGGUGCUUCCAGACCACCAACGGCUACCUGUCUGACUCCAGAUCCUGCUCCAGCAACUACAAUGUGGCAGCCUUGGCCACCUCGUCCCUUGUGGGGGUGGUGCAGAGCAUUAAGGAUCACAUCACAAAGCCCACAGCCAUGGCGCGUGGCCGCGUGGCCCACCUCAUCGAGUGGAAGGGCUGGAGCGCCCAGCGGUCGGGCUGGGAGCUGCCGUCAGCGGAGGAGGAGCAUUACUGCUGCCUGCCGGAUGAGCUGCGUGAGGCCCGCUUUGCUGCAGGGGUUGCUGAGCAGUUUGCCAUUACGGAGGCCACGCUGAGUGCCUGGUCCUCACUGGACAACGAGGAGCUGCACCCUGAGAACAGCACCCAGGACAUUGUCCACUUACAAGACCUGGAGAGCGUCUACCUACAGGACAGCCUUCUGAGCCCCUCACAGGAUGACAGUCUUCUGGCCUUCUCCCCCGGUCCCUCGCCCGAUGGCUGGCCCUCACCUGAUGGGCCCUCUAUCACAGAGGCCUGCCUGCAGCCCUCUAGCUCUGAACAGCAGCAUCGGCGGCGGCUGCCAGGGGGCCCGGCUCAGGGCUCCCUGCCCUCGGUGGACAGCGGCUCCCUCUCUGAGGAGGAGGAUGAGGUGUUCUAUAACUGA
Molecule: messenger RNA, 881 nt
Organism: Orycteropus afer afer
Lineage: Eukaryota; Metazoa; Chordata; Mammalia; Tubulidentata; Orycteropodidae
Source: RefSeq, a predicted model, not a curated record